GAGAAAAGGGAGGGAAAGGAAGAAGGAGAGGGAGUAACCUAAUACACAGGAGGCCGUACUUUCACCGUGAGUUUAGAGGACACUGGAUUACACGCCAGUAAGAAGGGAAACAAAAGAUUUGAGGGCCGUGUUGUGGGUAAAGUGAAGUCUCACCAGGAUCUUCGCAGGGCUUCACUCCUGUUUCCUCUGGAGACUUUUAUAAAGCUCUCCUCUGUGAGAAAAGCCGGUGUUUUGCCAGUUUGUGAUCUCCACAUAGUUUCUUCCGGGUAAAAGACGAAUCGAGAUGCCCACCUUCACCGUGGUGCCAGUGGAGGAUGUGGAAGAUGGCAGCAACAGUGGAGCUGCAGCUGGAGGGAGCAGACCUAUCAGUUUGGGCAAAAUGUUUUCAGAGGAGCCGGAGGCAGACAAAUCACAAGAACCAGGCGAUGACAAUCAGAGGGAGACCACUGCAUUCCUCAACUCAGACAAUGACACAGAGAGCUACUAUGAGGGCAAGACCAUGGCCUUGUUUGAGGAAGAAAUGGAUAGUACCCCAAUGGUGUCAUCACUUCUCAACAAGCUGGCUAAUUACACCAACCUAACCCAAGGUGUUCGUGAGCACGAGGAAGCCGAGGAUGGAGUCAGGAGGGCUGCAGUUAUGGUCACCCAAAUGGGAACGUUCAUUGGGGUCUACCUGCCCUGCAUGCAGAACAUUCUGGGUGUGAUUCUCUUCCUGCGUCUCACCUGGAUUGUCGGCACAGCAGGAAUCCUCGGCUCUUUAGCCAUUGUCUUCAUGUGCUGCAUCUGUACAUUGCUCACAGCUAUAUCAAUGAGCGCCAUUGCAACAAAUGGAGUUGUCCCAGCUGGUGGCUCUUACUACAUGAUCUCCAGAUCCUUGGGUCCAGAGUUUGGAGGUGCUGUGGGACUUUGUCUGUACCUGGGAACCACCUUUGCUGGGUCCUUGUACAUACUCGGCACCAUAGAGAUUCUUUUGAUCUACAUCGUUCCAACAGCAACAGUGUUAAAAGAGGACAAUAGUGAAACAAUGAAGAACAACAUGCGCAUCUAUGGCACCUGCUGCCUGCUCCUGAUGGCACUGGUUGUGUUUGUAGGGGUGAAGUAUGUGAACAAGCUAGCUCUGGUGUUUCUGUCCUGUGUGGUUCUCUCCAUCAUGGCCACUUAUGCAGGAGUCAUCAAGAACCUCAUCGUUCCCUCAUCAGACUUUAGUGUCUGCCUGUUGGGGAAUCGCUCUCUGAAGAAUGAAAUGUUUAAAGAAUGUGCAAAAACAGACGUUGAGCUCUGGAAGCUUUUUUGUGACAGUCACCAUGCCAAUGCAUCUUGCGAUGAGGACUUUAAGUCCAACAACUUGACAGAGAUCCCGGCCAUACCGGGGCUCCAGAUCGAAGUCCUCAAAGAAAACUUGUGGGGCACUUACGGUCCAGCUCAUAUGGUGAUAGAGAAGAAAAACUGGACUCAUGAACCAGCCAAGGUCAACGAAGACAAACUUAAGAACUAUGUCUUCAAUGAUUUUGCCACCUACUUCACUCUGCUGGUGGGAAUAUACUUCCCCUCUGUCACAGGCAUAAUGGCUGGUUCUAACAGGUCAGGUGACCUCAGAGAUGCCCAGAGAUCCAUCCCAAUAGGAACCAUCCUGGCUAUUCUCACCACAUCCUUCAUCUAUAUCUCCUUUGUGGUCUUGUUUGGAGCCUUUAUUGAAGGAGUGGUGCUCAGAGAUAAGUUUGGUUUGUCAUUAAAGAAGAUCCCUGUAAUCAGCAUUCUGGCCUGGCCGUCACCUUGGGUGAUUGUGAUUGGCUCGUUUUUUUCUUGCUCUGGGGCAGGACUGCAAAGCCUCACCGGUGCCCCGCGGCUGUUGCAGGCCAUCGCUCGUGAUAGCAUCAUCCCUUUCUUACAGGUCUUUGGUCACGGGAAGGCUAACGGGGAGCCUACCUGGGCUCUGCUUCUGACUGUUGUAAUCUGCGAAAUAGGAGUCCUUAUUGCUUCUCUGGAUGCUGUGGCCCCCAUCCUCUCCAUGUUUUUCCUCAUGUGCUAUCUGUUUGUCAACCUGGCUUGUGCUGUUCAGACUUUGCUCUGCACCCCGAAUUGGAGGCCUCGCUUUAAGUUCUAUCACUGGUCCCUGUCCUUCAUAGGGAUGAGUCUCUGUCUCUCCCUCAUGUUUGUCUGCUCGUGGUACUACGCUCUGGUUGUCAUAGUGAUAGCAGGCUGUAUCUACAAAUACAUUGAAUACAAAGGAGCUGUGAAGGAAUGGGGAGAUGGAAUCAGAGGCCUGUCUUUGAAUGCAGCACGCUACGCUCUCAUCCGGCUAGAGGAAGUACCGCUGCACACCAAAAACUGGAGGCCUCAGCUGCUGGUGUUGUGCAAGCUGAACUCAGACCUGGAGGUGAAGCAUCCUCGUCUCCUGUCCUUCACCACGCAGCUCAAAGCAGGGAAGGGACUGACCAUCGUCUGCUCUGUCCUGGAGGGAACAUACAUGACCCGGGGGGAUGACGCCAAGAAAGGAGAGCAGAACUUAAAAAAAGUCAUGGCCGCAGAGAAGACAAAGGCUUUCUGCCACGUCGUGGUGUCGUCCAGCCUGCGGGAUGGUUUCUCCGUACUCAUCCAGUCCGCUGGGCUGGGAGGAAUGAAACACAACGCUGUCCUGAUGGCCUGGCCAGCAGACUGGAAACAGACCCAGGACUCCUCCGCCAGGAAGAACUUCAUAGAAACAGUGAGAGAGACGACUUCAGCGCAUCAGGCUCUGCUUGUAGCUAAGAACAUCGACCACUUCCCCGGCAACCAGGAGCGUCUGAAGGAGGGAAAUAUUGAUGUGUGGUGGAUCGUACAUGAUGGUGGACUGCUCAUGCUUCUGCCUUUCUUACUUAGUCAGCACAAGGUAUGGAGGAAGUGCAAAAUGCGAAUCUUCACUGUGGCACAGAUGGAUGACAAUUCCAUUCAGAUGAAGAAAGAUCUCCAGAUGUUUCUGUACCAUCUGCGUCUGGAUGCAGUGGUGGAGGUAGUGGAGAUGCAUGCAAGUGAUAUCUCAGCAUUCACCUAUGAGAAGACACUGGUGAUGGAGCAGAGAUCUCAAAUGCUAAAACAGAUGCAGCUGUCCCGCACUGAGAGGGAGAGAGAGAUCCAGAGCAUCACAGAUGUAUCGCGUGGCUCCAUAAAGAGGAAGAACUGUUCGGGCGACGACGCCCCGCACCCCCACUCUCGGUGCAUUCCAGAGGAUAAGGCACAGCUGAUUCACGACCGGAACACGGCAUCUCAUUCUGCAGCGAAUGACAAGGCUGCUGGCUCCACGGCCGAUCGCGUCCAUAUGACCUGGACCAAAGACAAACUGCUGAAUGAGAGGAACAAACACAAAGAAACCAUGGCAGUAAAAGACAUGUUCAAUAUGAAACCUGAAUGGGAGAAUCUCAGCCAGUCGAACGUGCGGAGGAUGCACACAGCUGUGAAGCUGAACGAGGUGGUGGUCAAGAAAUCCCGUGAUUCGCAGCUCGUCCUGCUCAACAUGCCGGGCCCACCAAAGAACAAGAAAGGGGACGAGAACUAUAUGCAGUUCCUGGAAGUUUUAAUGGAAGGUCUAGACCGCGUCCUGUUGGUUCGUGGAGGAGGUCGGGAGGUCAUUACGAUCUACUCGUAGUACGAAGAGGUUCCUGUUUGUUUGGACAGCACAGGAAGGAACCAUGGCUGGACAAUGCUAACAGUUGGGGAACACAGUGGCUUUAAGGUGGGACAGUGACAACACCGUCCCCCCAUGUUUCAGGGAAAAAUAAAGAGAGCGCCGCUUAAUAAUUUUGGACAACAAGGGACCUACAGCUUCAGCUCAGUGCAUAGUGUAGGGGUGUAGAGGACUCGCUUCAGACAGUCCACCUGGGGCUCCAGCACUCAUUAACACCUCCAGAUGAACGAACAUGAACUUCAGCUUGUUUUUGUAGCCUUUAGCGAGGUCAUCGGUUUCACUGAGACAUGCGGACAUAGUGGACACCAUCUUUAUUUCACAGAAAACACUAAAGGUCACAGCAAGGACUUUUUUUUUAGGGCUGCUUCUGAAUUAUACCUCGCAGUAACUAUAAAACAUUCAGUAAUAUUUCCUGUGUGAUCUUUAUUAUUUAUUUCUUUGCCAGUUAUGAAACGUGGUCAUAACAACAUUUUGACUUUGAGAUGAUGAUAUGAGUUGAACAUGUUUUUAAAGCCGCAGUAUUUUGAAAGAAUAUCAAGUUUGACAUAAUGCGUUGAUGACUAUGAACAGCUGUGUCAGUGCUGCUUGUGAUGGGCGGGUUAGAUACACCAGGCCAUCACUGCUUUUAUCGUCACAGGUAAUAAUAACGUGCUGGUUUCAGCAUUUAAGGACAUUUUAGUUUUUGAUGUGUUUGACUGAAUUUUUUUGUGUGUUUUCGUAAUAUUAGUAUGUGAGCUCAUUUCAUAGAAAGAUAGUGGUAAGUGAUACAAUGUGGAGCCUAUGGAGUAGUUUUUUUCAUAUUAUUUCUGUAGGACUGGUUUGUCUCUUUUUAACAUGUUAUU
Molecule: messenger RNA, 4503 nt
Organism: Archocentrus centrarchus (flier cichlid)
Lineage: Eukaryota; Metazoa; Chordata; Actinopteri; Cichliformes; Cichlidae
Product: solute carrier family 12 member 7-like
Exons: 27
Coding region: 284-3622 (1112 amino acids)
Biological process (GO): chemical synaptic transmission; chloride transmembrane transport; potassium ion homeostasis
Cellular component (GO): plasma membrane
Molecular function (GO): potassium:chloride symporter activity
Source: RefSeq, a predicted model, not a curated record